AUGGCUGAAAAUGCUGAAAUCGAGGCGCUUUGUAGUAUUUGGGAAGAUGUGGAAGUCAUAGAGGAUUCUCAGAAGAAAAUCAUAAAGCAUAAAAUUCGCUCUAUGGAGAAUGAGGCGACAUCGGCGUCGAUUCGAAUUCGAAUCGAGAUUUUUGAAGGAUAUCCUGAAGUUGAGCCGAAAAUCGAAUUAUCGAUGGCCAGAGGAAUUAGUGAACGCGAUUUUGAGGAGUUGAAAUUGAAAGUUGUGGAAUGUGUGAAGGAGAGCUUGGGAAUGCCGAUUGUUGAUGUUUUUCAGGUAGAUUUGAGGAUUUUUCCGGCUGAAAAUGAUGAAUUUUCAGUGGAUUUGCUGAAAAAUCUGGAAAUUUCAACCAAAAUUCGAGUUUUGACUGAAAUUUCCUGGUUUCUCAGGUUCCCGGGUGAAUUUUCAUGGGUUUUUCGGAUUCAAAACCUGAAAAAUCAUGAAAAUUCCCCCCAGAACCUAAAUUUUCACGAGAUUCCAUGCCUGAACCUGGAAAAUUCAGCAAAAUCUGGAAUUUUGCGGAAAUUUUCGGGUUCUCGCGCAGGGAAAUCUAUCGUCAAUUUUUUUUGGUCAAAAUCAGGUUCCCGGGUGAAUUUUCAUGGGUUUUCGGAUUUAAAACCUGAAAAAUCAUGAAAAUUCCCCCCAGAACCGAAAUUUUCACGAGAUUCCAUGCCUGAACCUGGAAAAUUCAGUAAAAUAUUGAGUUUUGCUGAAAUUUUCGGGUUCUCGCGCAGGGGAACCUAUCGUCAAUUUUUUUUUGGCCAAAAUCAGGUUCCCGGGUGAAUUUUCAUCGGUUUUUCGGAUUCAAAACCUGAAAAAUCAUGAAAAUUCCCCCCAGAACCUAAAUUUUCACGAGAUUCCAUGCCUGAAUCUGGAAAAUUCAGCAAAAUCUGGAUUUUUGCUGAAAUUUUCAGGUUCUCGCGCAGGGGAACCUAUCGUCAAAUUUUUUUGGCCAAAAUCAGGUUCCCGGGUGAAUUUUCAUGGGUUUAUCGGAUUCAAAACCUGAAAAAUCAUGAAAAUUCCCCCCAGAACCUAAAUUUUCACGAGAUUCCAUGCCUGAAUCUGGAAAUUUCAGCAAAAUCUGGAUUUUUGCUGAAAUUUUCGGGUUCUCGCGCAGGGGAACCUAUCGUCAAUUUUUUUUUCACUAAAAAUCCCAAAUUUCCAGACUUGCUGCGAUUUUCUCACUGAUCGUCAACAUUUUUCCGAUCUCGAUUGCUCAAUUUGCAUUUCUCCGCUCUCAAAUUCCCCAAUUAUCGUAACUUCUUGCGAUCAUUUUCUGCAUUUUUCAUGUUUUUCGAAAUAUUUGCAUUUUUCGAAGACGGAAAUCGUCAAAAAUCUUCAAGAAGCUCAAAAAUACGAUAAAGAUAAAGUUGAUCAGGUGAAUUUUCACACAAUCAGAAAUCCCCAGAAAAAUCGAUAUUUUCCAGCAUUUCUACUGCCCAAUUUGUCGCUAUAAUCUGAGCAAUUCCACAGAAUUCGAGCGGGAAUUUCAGAAAAUUCUGGAAUUCUACAAGAAAAAUCAGAAAACCCUCAAGGCGCCGAGACGAGAUAGUGUGGUGAAUGGAGAGGACGCAGAGAGGAAUCUGAAAAUUUGGCGGGAACAGCAAAAACGAUUGGCGAAAAUAUUUGAAAAACAAAAAUUGGCGGGUGGAAUUAUCGAUAUUGAGGAGGAGAAAAAACGAUUACGAUUGAUUUCUGAGAAUUUUAAUGAAUAA
Molecule: messenger RNA, 1733 nt
Organism: Caenorhabditis angaria
Lineage: Eukaryota; Metazoa; Nematoda; Chromadorea; Rhabditida; Rhabditidae
Source: the annotation of a GenBank genome assembly